CAUUUAAUUGCAAAAAAUUGCACUCCGCAGUGGUAUAAUUAGAAUUGAAAAUUAAAAAUAGCCGAAUUAACUGUGAUUGAGUACUUUUUAAUAGAAAGUUACUUAAUACCAGUAUUUUAAAGCCCGACAAAAGUAUCGGGUGCGAAAAAUCAAUUGAAAAAUAAAAGAUUAACUUCUCUGUUUGAAUUGGAUCUGAAUUUUUUUUCGAAAUGGUUGCAGCUGGUGACUGUUUUGUUGUACAAUCUCCAAAUACUGUUGAAAAUACUAUAAUAUUAGGUCGAAAUGCUAUCGAUGGGGAUGCUGUAACAGAAGCACAAGAAGUACAUUAUUAUAAUGCUACUGAAGCGCUUGAAGGAAGGCCCGAUGGUGGUGCUGAUGUGGUUAAAGCAAAUGGUGAGAUUCUGCGUGUGAUAUUGCAAAAGCCUCGAACUGGUGUUUGGGGUGGUGACGCAGGAGCAAACGACCGCAAUGUAUCUAUUGCUGUAUCUUGGUCUAACCAAGAACCUGCUAAUGAUAGCGGAACACUAAUUUCGACUGAUAUCGUUCGUUUGACUUUGGCUAUAGCCAAGAGUGCUGAGGACGCUGUAGAACGUAUUGGCAACUUGGUAACUGACCAUGGAUCCGACGAUGCAAAAUUUAGUUUUGUUGUUUGUGACCAUACCGAAGGGUGGUUGGUAAGCAGCGGCGGUAAGUUAUGGGCUGCGCAGAAGGUUACCGAUGGAUUCCUACGUAUAACGUGUAAAGGCCUGAGUGUGAAAACAACUAUCGACAAAUCAAGCGAAGCAUUAGGUGAUACACUCAAAGCGCAAGGUCUUUGGGAUGGCGAGGGCGAUUUGAAUUUUGCCAGCAGUUUGGGUGCAGACGACGAUGUAGAUGCUGAAUGGAGUGGUGAAGCUCCCAACGGUGAUGGUAGCUACACUUUGACAAGCAUGUUUGAUACCUUACGCUCGGCUGUCGACACCGAGACAGCACGUGCAGCAAAUAUAUCUGUGUUAACAACAGGCAUAUCUUGCCAUUGGUUUACUGCAACACCAAAUGCCAAUGAGUCAGUUUUUAAGCCAUUCGUUUUUGCACCAAAUCCGAAAAUUUCACCACUCACCAAAGUGCCACCAGACAAUACUGUAACUCUCUUGCACAAAUUACACGCACAACGAAAACCAGCUGCUGUUGAAGAUUUGAAAUCACUGGAGGCGGCAUGUGUUGAAGAGUUAAACGGAUAUUUAGCUGAGCAUCCAACCGUAGACGAGGAGUUGGACGAAUUGAUGAAAGAUUGUGUUGAGGCAGAGGUCAAAUUUUAUCGCUAAAAAGUGGGAUGUUCGAAUGAAACAGACUUAUUAACGCUGAUAGUAUUUCAUAAUUGACAAACUGAAGACCUUAUUUUAGCAAACGAAUGAACAUUUAUUGGUGCAUUAAAACACCAAAAUUUUUGGCAUAGAAGUAAACCGCUUUUUUAAAAGUAACAUAACUGAUACUUUACUUUAUUUUUGUAAUUUGUAUUUUUGCAUUUAAAUUAUAUAAUGCGUUUGUCAUUCAUUCAACCAAUUUUAAGACUGCAUGUGAUUUUCCAGUGACUAUUUUUGUAUACGUAUAUGAUUAUGUAUAAGUAAAUAUCUUUUAAGGUAAAAUUAUUGAUUUUUUGUCAGUUGAUGCUUUAAAAAUAAGAUUCUCUC
Molecule: messenger RNA, 1670 nt
Organism: Ceratitis capitata (Mediterranean fruit fly)
Lineage: Eukaryota; Metazoa; Arthropoda; Insecta; Diptera; Tephritidae
Product: secernin-1
Exons: 4
Coding region: 210-1304 (364 amino acids)
Biological process (GO): proteolysis
Molecular function (GO): dipeptidase activity; cysteine-type exopeptidase activity
Source: RefSeq, a predicted model, not a curated record